GGUGACAGGUGAAUUAACUGCUGCUUUGUGGACGCCUCUGCGCACCUGAGCAAAAGGGAAGAAGAGAGGAAAAGCACAGGCUUGUGGAUGUUCAGGACUUUGAUUACAGCUUUCAGACUCGUUUGACCUGCUUGUAAAUGAUUAACAUUUAAGUGGAUGAGGAAGGACUUUUCUGAGAAGAAAUACAGAAGAACAGUUUAGUUUGUAUUGUGUAUUGAAACAGUACCCAGUGCUUGCUAUUUGCGUGUAUUUGUGAUUUUUUUUAAAGAAAUCACGAAGAAGCAGCUAAUGGCUCAUUGGCGUUGAACGGAUUCUUUAAUUAAAAUUAAACAAUGAUGGACAGACCCUAUUCUGGACAGUCCAAGGAACAAAGAAUACAGAACAUAAAGGCAUCUUGACCAGCAGACAACUUUAUGAAUUUCAUGUUUUGGACAUUUUUGUGGCCAAUCAAGAGUUUGUAAGGACAUUUUUAUCGGCAAAUCAACAACUAAUGGAAGGACAGCAUAACUUGGUGCCAUCAUCAUGGCUACUUGCACUGCAGUUGUUUCUGCUGCUUCUGCCACGGACGAAGAGUGUGACCGUAGUACCAUGGAAACCCUGUACAGAUCUCCGUCCAGUGGACCUGUUGUCUCGGGUGCUGCCCCAUAACGGAGAGGCUCUGUCUGGGGUCCGUAUGGUGCAGGAGGGAGGCGCUCGUGGGGUCCAGUUCUUCAGUCCUACGCAGGCACUCACCUUUCCAUCGUCUCAGCUCUUCAUUAACUGCCCUCUCUUCCCUGCAGAAUUCUCCAUAGUGGCCACUGUAAAAGUGUCUCACACCAGAAUGAAGAAGAAUGAGUACUUGUUCGCCGUGGUGAAGGAGGAUGUCGAUCAACUCCUGCUUGGCAUGCGUUUCUCUAAAGAGAAAGUACAUCUCAUCUAUCAGGGCUCAAUGGGGAGGGAGCGUCUCAGCUUUAAAAGAAUCCACCUGGCAGACAACCGCUGGCACAGCAUGGUGUUAUCCAUCAGCGGUCACCAUGCCACCCUCACUCUGGACUGCGGCAUCCCACUGGAACUGGUCCAUAAACAGCCAUUUCCCUCCGAUCUCAGCACUGAUGGCUCUAGAUUUCACAUUGGAAGUCGAAGGAAGUGGAAAGGCCUGUUCUCUGGUUUACUGCGGCAGCUCGUCCUUUUGGCUGGAUCGGACGCAACGCCACGUGUUUGUCCCUCUUUCAAACCAUCAUUGGUUGAGUUUUCUAUCCCUACGAUCCUGUCAAACUUGCCAGUGAAAUCCCAACUGAACGACGUCCUGCUUCCUCCAUACGGACCUCUCAAGCUCCAUCAGGUUGGAUGGGGAGCAUCGGUGCACAGCCAUUUUCAGAUCUCUCCAGAGAUGUUCAAGAGGGUUCAAGUCUGGGCUUCGGCUGGGCCACUCAAGGACAUUCACAGAUGUGUUAUGUCAGCUGAAGUCUCAGCAGCUCUAUUUAAUGCUAUUCAAUCUACAGAGAAAGACAGACUAGACUAUGUAGAUGAUUACCAGGACCUCUACACCACCUCAGAGACACUGGACAUUGAGCUCUUCCAGAUUCCCUCGGUUGGGCUGUUUGCUGCUAUGGCUCAUCGGGCCAACAAACCAGGUUCUGCCAUCUACCGCUGGAACCAUGGCCAAUUCCAGCUCUACCAGAACAUCAGCACAUUUAAGGCCCAGGCAUGGAAGCAAUUCACUAUAGGGAGGAAGAUGUUCUUGGCGGUGUCGAACUCCGUGGGCCCAGCGGACGGAGAGCGAGAGCUGUCUGUGAUCUAUAGGUGGAGUAAUAAGAGGCUGAAGUUUGUGCGUUAUCAGACCCUGGAGACGCACAGCGCUCGUGACUGGGAGGCCUUUCAUAUUAAUAAUGAAGCUUACCUUAUGUUCCUGUCAUCCCUUUCAGAGAAUGGCAAUCACAACAUUGACAGCGUUGUUUAUAAGUGGAACCCAGGCACUAAGACAUUUGAGGUAAACCAAACCAUCUCGACAUCAGGAGCUUAUGAUUGGGAGUUUUUCACCGUUGGGCCCUACCACUUCCUAGCAGUGGCCAAUGCAUUUGAUGGCACCUCCACCCAAACAGAUUCAUCCAUCUACAUCUGGCUUGGUGGAGCCUUUCAGCUUUAUCAGACUAUAAGGACAUUUGGGGCUACAGACUGGGAGAUGUUUCAGAUUGGAAACAGAGUCUUCCUAGCUCUUGCUAAUGGACACAUGCUGUGUGAGAGAGGACCAAGCCUCUAUACCAUCAACUCAACUAUAUAUGAACUUGAUAUGACAACCAAGAUGUUCCUCAAGUUCCAAGACAUUGUGACAUACAGUGCGGUGGACUGGGAAUUCUUUUCGGUUGGAGAUGAGCAUUUCUUAGUCGUAGCCAACUCUUAUGAUGGAUCGUCUUACUCUUUGAACAGCGUUAUAUACAGGUAAUGAUUGAAAGCUCAAACAUUAUACACAGAUCAUAACUCCUGACUUAAGAGAUAAGUAAACCUAUACAUUUCACUUAGGUGUUCAUGGUAUUGCUUAAUAAACAACAAUUUUCUGAUAUACAACAACUAGGCCUAUAUAGCCAGGAUAAGACUAGGAUCUGUAA
Sinocyclocheilus grahami is the source of this 2585-nucleotide messenger RNA. RefSeq names its product thrombospondin-type laminin G domain and EAR repeats a (gene tspeara). The coding region runs from base 491 to 2422 and encodes 643 amino acids. Gene Ontology annotation, biological process: signal transduction. The record is from RefSeq and is a predicted model, not a curated record. The transcript is spliced from 11 exons. NCBI's taxonomy places the organism in Eukaryota, Metazoa, Chordata, Actinopteri, Cypriniformes, Cyprinidae.